AUGGAGCGACUCGAGAGAGCGUCAACCGAGAAUGCCGGCCAGCCUUUCUCUACAGUGAAAAGCCACAGCGUUGCGGCCGCGGCACCACUGUCCGACGACACUGACCUCGUUGACUUCAUGGGCGAUAACGACCCCCAUCAUCCGUAUAAUUGGACGCGGAGAAGAAAGAUGCUGACCAGCGCCGUCCUGGCAGUCUCGACAUUCAUCGUCGCGCUCAGCUCGGCCCUGUUCUCCGCCGCCGUUGGCCCGUUUGCCGCCCACUUUGGCGUGUCGCACGAGGUCGGGACGCUGGGCGUGUCGCUCUACGUGCUCGGCUUCGCGACCGGCCCGAUCUUCUGGGCGCCCUUCUCUGAGAUCAAGGGCCGGUGGUCUCCCAUCGUCCUCGGCAUGGCGGGCUUCUCCAUCUUCGGGCUGGGCGUCGCCUCGGGCAAGGACGUCCAGACGGUGCUGAUCUGCCGCUUCUGGUGCGGCAUCUUCGGGGCCUCUCCCAUGACCGUCGUGGCCGGCGUCUUCGCCGACAUGUUCGACGGCCGGUCCAGAGGCGCGGCCACCACGGUCUUCUCCAUGACCAUCUUGAUGGGCCCGACCAUGGCGCCCUUUGUCGGCGGCUUCAUUGUCGAGUCCUCGCUCGGUUGGAGGUGGGUCGGCUGGAUCUCCAGUAUCGCGGGCUUCACGAGUCUGCUGCUCGACUGCAUUCUGCUUGAGGAGACCUUCGGGCCCUGCAUCCUCCAACGGAGAGCCGCCCGGCUACGGAUCGAGACGGGCAACUGGGCUCUUCACUCCGCCCACGAUUGCGUCCAGUUAGAUGUUCGGACGUUCUUGUCCGAGUACCUCUUGCGGCCCUUCCGACUCCUCUUCACCGAGCCGCUGGUCUUUCUCAUCUCGCUGUAUCUUGCGUUCGUGUACGGUCUCGUCUACCUCUUCCUCACCGCCUACCCGAUGGUGUUCCAGGGGGUCCACGGCAUGAGCCCGGGCGUUGGCGGACUGGGAUACCUCGGCAUGGUGGUCGGCAUCAUCGUGGGCGGCCUGUAUCUCAUUGUCAUUGUACAGCCCAGCUACCGACGCAAGCUCGCAGCCAACAACAACAUCGCCCUGCCUGAGUGGCGUCUGCAGCCGGCCAUCGCCGGGGCCGUCUCUUUCGCCGUGGGCAUUCUCUGGUUCGGAUGGACGGGCUACCGAGAGGACAUCCACUGGAUCUUGCCCGCGCUCUCUGGGAUCCUGACGGGUCUGGGCAUCAUCGUCAUCUUCCAACAGCUCGGAAACUACCUCAUCGACGUAUAUCUGCCCGUGGCGGCCUCCGUCUUCGCCGGGAGCGCCGUCAUCCGCUCGCUCUGCGGUGCUGGCUUUCCGCUCUUCGCCAAGGCCAUGUUUCAGAGUUUGGGCAUCAACUACGCCUCGACGGUGCUGGGUGGAGUGGCGGUUCUGGGCAUUCCCAUCCCGGUGGCCUUCUACUUGCGCGGGGCGGCAUUGCGGUCAAAGACACAGAUGAAGACGUGCCUGAGUGAUGCCUCGGAGGAGCUCUAG
Capronia epimyces CBS 606.96 is the source of this 1524-nucleotide messenger RNA. RefSeq lists its product as uncharacterized. The coding region runs from base 1 to 1524 and encodes 507 amino acids. Gene Ontology annotation, biological process: transmembrane transport. Lineage: Eukaryota; Fungi; Ascomycota; Eurotiomycetes; Chaetothyriales; Herpotrichiellaceae. The transcript has 2 exons. The record is from RefSeq and is a predicted model, not a curated record. Gene Ontology annotation, molecular function: transmembrane transporter activity.